Messenger RNA from Ascoidea rubescens DSM 1968, 4482 nucleotides. RefSeq lists its product as uncharacterized. The record is from RefSeq and is a predicted model, not a curated record. The transcript has a single exon. Lineage: Eukaryota; Fungi; Ascomycota; Saccharomycetes; Ascoideales; Ascoideaceae. Gene Ontology annotation, cellular component: cytosol; nucleus. Bases 1 to 4482 code for a protein of 1493 amino acids. Gene Ontology annotation, molecular function: protein phosphatase binding; protein phosphatase regulator activity.
AUGUGGAAUUUUAACAAAAAUUCCCACGAUGAGGAGUUCUAUUAUUUCAAUGAUGAUUUGAAAGCUGUUAAUCACAAAGCCUCUGUAAACUCGAAAUGCCAAUAUUCUGCUAAAAAUCAAUUUCCCAAUAAAAACAUAAAGACAAACAACCAAAAUGUCCAUUUUGAGACUCAUACUGAUUCGGUUUUUACACCUACAGAUCCCUCAGAUUUUCAAAUAGAUCAACCUCUUAAUCAUGAGCAACAUGCUUUAUCCUCAUCUCCUACCUCACUUUCUUCUCCUGUCAAAAUUAAAUCAAUCCUCAAAAAAAAAAGCAGUAACAACACUACCCCUAAUCCAAUUCAUUUUAAAAAUCCAAUUCUUUUUAAUAAUGCCCAAAUUUCAAAAAAUUUAAACCACAACAAACCGAAAUAUUUGCUUGAUUCUAACCUCAUUAAGUUUAUGCUUGAUCAGGACGAUUUUGAAUUUAAUGUCGCUAGAAUUUUUCAAUUUUUUGAAGACACCUAUAUUAACAAUGGCGCUUCCACUAGUAACAAUCUUAACUAUCAUUCUUUCACAAGUGCUAGCAGUACUAAUGGCAAAGUCACCGGUUAUAAUUUUUUAAACUCCUUUACCGAUAAUGUUCGUUAUUCUACACUAAAAAAAGGUGUUGUAUAUUCUUGUUUGAAUAACAUAUUUGAGACUUAUAACACCCAAGGAAUUUUUCUCAAUUUGAACAAUAUUAAUAGCUCUGCUGAAAACUCUAUUCCAUCUGCCAACAAGCUAGACUCAUUUAGAAAUUCCUCUCCUUUUUCUGAAAAAAACAAUUUCUCCGAACCAAUUGGUAUUUUUGACGAGUUUUUGAAUUCAAAGCUAUAUACUUUCACUUGCAACAAUCCACCUGAUCCUUCAAGUUUGAAUUCAGGAAAUCUUAAUCAGCAGGAUCUUGCUGCAAACAAUACUAAUAGUAAAAGUGAAAUCAUACAAAUUACCAAUAAAACUGUCUUACAGUUGUUUCUUAUAAAAGAAAAUUUCUCAAAGCUUUUAGAUAUUUGGCUUGCUUCAUAUUACUCUUAUUUGAAGGAUUACAAUUUUAAAUUGUACACCUCUAACUCAAAAAACUUUAUUUCCUCCGAUGAUAUAGACAACGUUGAAAGCUAUUAUUAUAGCUACCAAGAUGAUGAAGAUUAUAUAAAUUAUCUGAAUAGUGAUUCCAAGAAUAAUCAAUCCCCUAUUAAUUUAAAAAAUAAGAAAAAUGACAAUGAAAACGUUAAAAGAAAAACCAAAAAUUCAUAUAAUGAAAGUAGGGCUUAUGGAAAUAGCAUAUAUAAUAAAAUUUUGCAAAAUGUGGAAAAAAAACCUCUUUUAAAUAAAUUUCCUCCUCAAGAGUUAUCAAUUGAUGAUUUACUGUCCAUUUCAAGAGCAGAGAAAAUUUCAAGGAUAUUAACUUCUUCUUACACACCAAUUUCAGUUUUAAAUCUAAUUUUGUUUUCUCCUGAGUUAAUUUCAAAGGUUUGGUCGAUUACUUUUUAUCCAUUUAACUAUAAAUUCAAGCCAUUGCUAAAUACUUUUAUCAGAUUUAAUGAAAAGUUAUUAAAUCAAUAUAAAUAUUUUAGAUCAAUUUAUAUCAAUAUUUUAAUUAACCCCAAUAAUGAUUUUAUCUACAAUUUAACUGAUAUUUUUAUAAAAAGAAAUAUAAAUAUAAAUCAAAUGUUAGAAUUCUUUCUUAAAUUAAUUUUGACUGACAAGUGGAAUAGUUCUACAGGGAUAAUAAAUAAAUUAAAUGAUGAAGGUUUUAUCUCUUCAAUUUUAAAUUUAUUAAGUUCUAAAUAUCCUUCCUCUAUUCAGAACAAUGCUGCUGACUUGUUGAGAGACAUCAUUAAAAACUCAACUUAUUCUACUCACGAUCCUAAUGCUGAUGAAUAUGAUUAUUUAUUAUUUCCAGAAACUCAUUUAACAAACCCAAAUACUCUUGGGGGGCAUUCACUUUUAAGGGACUUGUGUUCAUACAAACAAAUUAAAAAGUUAUUUGAAAAAAUCAAAAAUGAAACUGGAGUUCCAUUAGCCUUAUCAAUUGACAUAUUGAUUGAUAUAAUUAGGAAUAAUAAUACUGAUUAUGAUUACAUUAAUUUAUUGAUCAAAGAAAAUUUUGAUAUAGUGUAUGAUAACGACUUUGAUUUGCUUGAGGUAUAUCCCGUUACUGAAAGAGAUCCUAUUUACUUAAACAAUAUCUUAACAAUUGGCACUGAAUACUUGGAUUAUUUUUAUAAAUUUUUAGUUUCUGCUAAUGGUGAUAAUUUAACCGAUGAAUCCUAUUUUGAAAACGAUUUUGAUUAUAAUCUUUUUAUAAAAGCUUUCAAUUUGGAAACAUACAACAAUGUAAUGAAUAUAUCUGAAGAAAAAAGAAAAGCUGGCGAAAAAGAACUCUUAUUAAAAAAACAAAAUAUGGAGGAUUAUCCGCUUGAGCAAGAAAGAAAAAUUCAGAACCAACGCUCUUGUGCAAAUUUCAAAUACUUUUUAGAAUCAUUCAUUAAAAGACAAAAAAGCGAACAGGUGCCUCUAAGCUCUUCAGAUAUCCCCGAUAAAAAUGAUAAUAGUUCUACAUUUGAUCAGGAGCAGAUUGACGAAGCUAAUGAUAAAAACUAUAAAAUAAACAAAGAUUUUUAUAAGCUUGAAAUACCAAUUCCUUUUUAUCCCGAAGAUCACAUUGAUUCUGAUAAUGAUGUUUUAAAAACUCUAGCUGAAAGCUUACCCAAAAAUCCAAAUUUUAUUCAAACAUCCAUGGGAAUUGUUCCUAGGUUAAAUCGUGAUAAAUUUAAGAUUAUUGAACUAACAGCAGAGUUACUUCAUUUAUCUGGCUUGAAAUUAUAUAAUUCCAUAAAUUGCGAAGAUUUGAUUGAAGAACGAAUGACACUUCAAAGAGAACGUGAAAAUAAUAUUUUUGAAGCGAUGAAUGAUGACUUGUUAAGUGACAAUGAAGAGAACGAUAAUAUUAAUGAUAUGGAAGUUAUUUAUUACUUUAAUGAAAAUUUAGAUAAACUAGACAUUGCCAACAAUGAUUUUGAUAUCAAAGAAAAUGAAUACGAUGACACUGACGAUCUUGAUAAUAGCGAUAUAGAUGAAUUAGUAAAUGAAGAGCAAAACUUCCCAGAAUCGGUAUUGCAUGAAUCAUUGACUGUUUCAAAUAACGAAAAAAAGUUAAAUCAAGAUCUCAAAAAGGAAAAAAUUGGGAAACUAACUGUCCAAAUUGAUGAUAUAAAGAAUUCCAUGAAAGGUUUAAAAAUAGAUACUUCUUCACCUCCAAAAACACCACCAAAUCAAGAAGUGUAUUCGGAUUUGUCUCAAGAACAAUUUUAUAGUGAAAAUGGUAUAAUUGAUAUGGAUCUAGUAAAUGACAUUAUUGAGAACGAAAAAAAUAUAAAUUCGUCAAAUAAAAGUUUUAGUCCAAAUCCCCUAUCCCCUCAAAGUAGUGAUUUUAUUACAGAUGUUGGAAAUCUGGCAACAAUUGAGUUUUCGAAAGGUGGUUUCAAUGGUGAAGGGAAUCUUCAACUAUCUACGAAUUCUAUAAAUAAUAGUGAGAAAGAAGUCAAAAAAGAAGUACAUGCCGUUGAAUAUGACGGCGGUGAAUAUGAUUUGUAUGAAAACUACGGUUCUCAAUACAAUGAAAAUUGUGAUAUUGAAAGAGAUAUUUCAGAGAAUGAGAUUCAUAUUAAUGAAGAAAAUGAUAAUGAAAAUGGUGUGCAAUACAAUGAUUAUAUUGAUCGAACAACUGCUUUUAAAGAUUACAAUACUUUAUACGAAGGUUUUGAUUUAAAUGAAGUUGAAAUUCGGGAAUUGGGAAGCUUCAGUUGUCUUAAUGAUUACAAAAUUUUUUUGAACAAGUUUGAAAAUAGAAAAAACGAUAAAAAUAUUGUUUUAAAUAAAUAUCAAGAACGAGAACUUGAAAAAUAUAUUUUUCUCAUUCAGUACAUUCUCCAAAACAAGACAUAUUUUGUGUGUCAAAUAGAGAAUCAGGAAUAUGAUAUUUUGAAGGAGAUGAAAUCAAGAAACUAUUUAUCUUUAGGUGAUAAGUAUAAACUCAAAUUAAAAGAAACCAAUUUUUUAAAAUUACUUUUUAGAAAAUUUUUAUUGAAAUAUCCCUGGCAUAUCUUGUUAGACAAUGUCUUGUAUGAUUUUUUUCAACAAAUAAUGAAUUUACCGUCUUUCAACCUUAAUCUCAAUAUAUUAUUGAUAGAUGAUUUAUUUGUUAAUGUGAAAAUUAAUAACAUUUUGCUAUACAUUUAUGAAAAGAAUGACGAGUUUUAUAAAAAAACCCAAUUGGAAUUUGGAAUGAUGGGGCAUGUUUUUCUCAUAUCUGAAGAAGUAUUUAAAUUUAUUAUGGUCAAUAAUUUAAAUCUAAUCAAUUAUAAAAUUGUUGACCAAUUCACCAAAAAGUUUUUUCAAUUUUCAUUCAUGAACAUGAAUAUAAGAAAUAAUUAUGGAUUUUCAAACACUAUUAUGUAA